This is a messenger RNA of Amaranthus tricolor (Joseph's coat), 2358 nucleotides long. RefSeq lists its product as uncharacterized. The transcript has 10 exons. Lineage: Eukaryota; Viridiplantae; Streptophyta; Magnoliopsida; Caryophyllales; Amaranthaceae. The record is from RefSeq and is a predicted model, not a curated record. The coding region runs from base 145 to 2358 and encodes 737 amino acids. Gene Ontology annotation, biological process: regulation of photosynthesis, light reaction.
UCCUCUUGAGUCUACACUCUUACACAAUGUGCCAAAUAACUGUCCCUAACCACCUCUCCCUCUCUAACAGUGUCUGUCACACACACUUCCUCACCAAAAAGAUCUGCAAACUUCAACUCAAACUCAAAUCAAACUUCAGUCUCCAUGAUUUCCAUGGAUGCAACUAUCUUCAACCCUCUAUCAAUCCCAUUUCCUAACCCUACUUCCCAAUUUUUCUCAAACCCCUCCAUUAACGUUUCUUCUGAUUCUCCUAUUCCUUUUUGUAGCGACCUUAAAUUGAACCCUAGAAUUUGCAGCAAGAAAGGAAAGCUAAUUGCCAAUGCGUACGCUGUUGAUGGAAGAUUUGAGAGAUUAGGUAAGAGAGAUGCUGAUGAACAGUUACCGGAGAGACACAGUUGGGAGCGUAAAGUUAACUGUGAAGUUGAAGUGAUUUCAUGGAGAGAGCGUCGGAUUAAAGCGGAAAUUAGUGUUAAUGCAGAUAUUGAUUCUGUUUGGCAUUCUCUUACUGAUUAUGAACGCCUCGCUGAUUAUGUCCCUAAUCUUGUUUCUAGUGGAAGAAUCCCUUGUCCAUAUCCGGGUAGACUUUGGGUCGAGCAAAGAGGCUUCCAAAGGGCACUAUAUUGGCAUAUUGAAGCUCGUGUUGUCUUGGAUCUCCAAGAAUUUCCUAAUUCUUCGAAUGAACGUGAACUCCAUUUUUCCAUGGUUGAUGGAGACUUUAAGAAGUUUGAAGGAAAGUGGUCGGUAAAAUCAAAGAGAAGAUCCUCGUCAACAACUCUAUCUUAUGAGGUCAAUGUCAUACCAAAAUUCAAUUUUCCUGCUAUUUUCUUGGAGAGGAUUAUUCGAUCAGACCUGCCCGUAAAUCUCCGAGCCUUGGCAUGCCGAUCUGAGAGCAGCCUUGGAGGAAAUCAAAAGAUGCCUGUCACAGUUAAUUCAAAAACUGAAACUUAUGUAGAUACUGACAGUACCAGCUUGUCCAGCACUGUAAUGGAGAAAAAUAGGUCUAGUGGGGAGCUGAAGAAGAACUUGCCUGGUACUAGUCCUGGACCCUUGCCCCAGGUGCCUGCUGAGUUGAGUAGUACCUGGGGGGUUUUUGGUAAAGUUUGUAGGUUUGACAGGCCUUGCUUGGUAGAUGAGAUUCAUCUUCGUAGAUUCGAUGGUUUAUUGGAAAAUGGUGGUGUUCAUCGCUGUGUUAUUGCUAGCAUUACAGUAAAAGCUUCUGUACAUGAAGUCUGGGGUGUUUUAACUGCUUAUGAAAGUCUUCCCGAGGUAGUUCCAAAUUUGGCAAUCAGUAAAGUAUUAUCCAGAGAUAAAAACAAAGUUCGCGUUCUUCAGGAAGGGUGCAAAGGUCUAUUAUAUAUGGUACUCCAUGCACGAGUGGUAAUGGACUUAUGUGAACAGCAUGAACAAGAGAUUAGCUUUCAGCAGGUUGAAGGUGAUUUUGACUCUUUUCAAGGCAGGUGGCAGCUGGAACAGCUUGGGAACCAUCAUACAUUGCUUAAGUACUCUGUGGAGUCAAAAAUGCGCCGAGAUACCUUCCUAUCAGAAGCAAUCAUGGAAGAGGUUAUAUACGAGGAUCUUCCGUCAAACUUAGGUGCUAUUCGAGACUACAUUGAGAAGAAGACGGGAACAAGCUCUGACGAAAGUGAUGAACCACAGACGGAGCAACAAAAAGAUGAAAAUUCCCAAGAGCAAUCUUGCUCAUCAUCUGAAGAAGGCAAUAAUAGUCGAAGAACUAAGGAAAAUAAUUCAAGCAGCAAAAGUUCAAGCUCCACAAAACAAAGGUCUAGAGUCCCUGGUUUACAACAGGAUAUUGAAGUUCUGAAGUCAGAAAUCCUGAAAUUUGUAGCUGAGCACGGGCAGGAAGGAUUUAUGCCCAUGAGAAAACACCUCCGUUCUCAUGGCAGGGUUGACAUUGAGAAGGCAAUCAACCGGAUGGGCGGAUUUCGUAGGAUUGCUACACUGAUGAAUUUGUCUCUUGCGUACAAACAUCGGAAACCCAAAGGUUAUUGGGACAACCUCGAAAAUUUGCAGGAGGAAAUUAGUCGAUUUCAGAAGAGCUGGGGAAUGGAUCCAUCUUAUAUGCCCAGCAGAAAAGCCUUCGAACGUGCAGGACGCUAUGACAUUGCUCGAGCCCUAGAAAAAUGGGGUGGCCUACACGAAGUAUCCCGCCUCCUAUCACUCAAAUUGAGACACCCCAACAGGCAACAGGCAAGUCUUUCCAGGGAUAAGAAAAUUGAUAAUGUUUCAUCUGCUAAGGUUGAAGUUGGAGAAAAGAUAGCAUGUAAACCUUUUGUAUCUCUAGAUCCUCCAGAUUGGCUUACAAAUCUCAAUAAUUUAGACAUCACUUGGGUUGAAUAA